This is a messenger RNA of Dentiscutata erythropus, 282 nucleotides long. The record is from the annotation of a GenBank genome assembly. NCBI's taxonomy places the organism in Eukaryota, Fungi, Glomeromycota, Glomeromycetes, Diversisporales, Gigasporaceae.
AUGGCCUCUUUUAUUAAUAUUAAUUCGGAUACUGAUGAUACCUUUGAAGAAAUUGAUUUUAAUGAAAUAAAUGAACAAAGUGACGAUGAUAAUAUUAAAGAAAUCACUUAUUUUACCAAAAAUUUAACUGCACAGCAUAUUCAAUUUUCAGCUGUUUCUGUUGAAUAUCCGUCUACUGAUCCUGAAGGCGAAAGUUCUAAUGUUAAUUGUCCAUUUUUUGAUGAAUUUAACAAUGAAAAAAUACAAGUUAUUAAAGAUCAACGAAAAUGUGGAGGAGUUAAA